Molecule: messenger RNA, 2448 nt
Organism: Macrosiphum euphorbiae (potato aphid)
Lineage: Eukaryota; Metazoa; Arthropoda; Insecta; Hemiptera; Aphididae
Source: the annotation of a GenBank genome assembly
AUGUCGAGUGAUCACGUUGAUGAAAUUACAGCACCUAAGUAUAAUGAAUUGUACCAAUUAGUGAACGAGCAACGAGCUAAACUCAAACAGCUAGAAGAUGAAUUAGCACUGGUAAAUGUGAAAAAUGACGAGACACCAUUGAACACUAAGACAAAUGAUGAAUCGAUAGAGUUUCGUGUCAUCCCAGACGUCAAUAAGUCAGUGAAAUGUUUUACUGGAUUGGAACCUUCUCACGUAGCCGAAGAUUGGUUGGAAACGAUAGAGGGUUUAGCUGAUUUGAAUCGGUGGCCAUCCAAAUUUUGUCUACAUUUUGUACGUUCGAAUAUGUCUGAUGCGGCACGUAAUUGGUUUUUAUCGAAAAAUUUUGUGAGUUGGUCCACGUUUCGUGAGAAGUUUAAACUAGUGUUCGUACGUGAAUUACGCAUGGCCGACAAGUGGGACGCUAUGCGCAGUCGUGUACAACACAAGGAUGAAUCACUGAUGUCAUAUUUUCAAGAUAAGGUGCGGUUGUGCAAAGGUGUCAGAUUACAGUUCGAAGAACUUCGCGAUUAUGUUCUACAGGGCAUUUUAUCUCGGGAACUCGCGAUGUAUGCAUUUGGAAGGAAGCACUAUGACGAAGACCAAUUACUCAUAGAUAUAUUGGAGUGGCAACGUCAGUCUGAUCGUCGUGGAGAUCAGCCAAACACUUCCGUAAUUACUAAAGUCGAUCAUAGUAAGAUGUGGUCAAAAAAAGAAACAACAAGUAACCAGGCAGAACCAAGUAAGUUCACAUCGACGACACGAACCACUACGAAAACAGAAUCACCGACAUCUGACUCACGACACAGUACAAUUAAGUGUUACAAUUGUUCUGGUUUUGGACACAUAGCGCGCGAUUGUCCAAGACCAAAACGACCAAUGAAAUGUUCAUUGUGUAGCGCCGAAGGACAUACUCGGGGCAAAUGUCCUUCUGUUAAGCAAGAACAUCCUGCCAGAACGUGCCAGGUUGUGGUGGCGGGGUGUGCAGGGAAGAAUCCGUUUGGGAAACAAGUGAAAAUUAACCAAGUUGAAUUCAAUGGACUCAUUGAUUCAGGUAGUACAGUAUGUUUAAUCCGAUCGUCUGCAGCUGUACGGACCAAAUUACCAAUAGUGUCAUCAAUCAAACCAUUGUAUGCUGUGGGUGAUAUGAAGACACCUAGAAUCACUUCAUUAGCAGAAGUAAUGGGAGAGCUGGUUAUCGAUGGGGUUAAGACGGACAAGGUGCAAUUCUUAGUAGUUGAAGACAAAGCAAUUCCAGUAGAAGUAUUGAUUGGACAGUCUUGGCUCAAUUUGCCUCAGAUUACUUACCACAAACAAGAUGACACGUUUGUCGUUGAGUACGCAGAUAUGGACGUGGAAUCAAUAUGUGCCAAUAUUAAUAAGCAUGAACAUGGAGUUCAAGUAUGCUUGGUGCAAGAACAGUCAACAUCAAAAGUGUCACUGUCAACAGAUGAUGUGAUAAUAGGCAGUCAGGUUGACUCCACGCAAAAAGAAGAACUAACAGUGUUACUGAAUAAGUAUCGUGCAGUGUUUGCAUUAAAUUUACAAGAAUUGGGUUGCACGGAUUUGGUGACAAUGGAGAUAAUGGAAGAACAAAACAGUAAGCCUGUAUCGAUGAAGCCGUAUCGCACAUCCGAACAAGAGCGAAGACAGAUAGCGGAAAUUACUGACGAAUGGGUCAGGAGUGGUAUAAUUAGUAAGACCAGGUCUCCUUAUGCGUCACCAGUCAUAUUGGUCAAUAAAGCAAAUGGAAAGAAGAGGUUGUGUGUUGACUUCAGGAGAUUGAAUAGUCAGACAAUAUCACAGUCAUAUCCAAUGCCGGAUGUAGAUUCACAAUUGAGUUCAUUGUCUGCUGGUAAGAUGUUCUGCACUUUAGAUUUAUCGAAUGGUUAUUUACAGAUACCUUUGGCUGAGGGAGCGAAAGACAAGACUUCAUUUAUCACUCCUGAUGCAGUAUACAAGUUCGAACGUAUGCCUUUUGGUUUGAGAAAUGCUCCAGCUGAGUUUUGCCGAUUGAUGGACCAGGUGUUGGGAACUCUCAAGAGGGAAGGUGUUGUUCGUUGUUACAUCGACGAUGUCAUUAUUCCAGCAACAGAUUGGGGAGACAUGUGUAGGAAAGUGGAAAGAGUAUUUCAAGCUCUUGAACGUGCUAAGUUAACCUUGAACCCAACCAAGUGUGCUUUUGGAGUCACUGAAUUGGAUUACUUAGGUUUUAAUAUUAAGGAAGGUCAGCUGCGUCCAGGUCGGAAAAUAGCUGUAAUUGAGAAUUACCCAAGACCAAAAAAUGUCCAUGAACUAAGAAGAUUCCUCGGAUUGACAGGAUACUUCCGUCGUUUCAUAACACAUUAUGCGGACAUUUCUGCACCACUGACGGCUUUGACGAAGAAGGAUCUACCAUGGAUCCACAACAAGGAGCAUUUGAACAAUUGA